Physcomitrium patens is the source of this 1660-nucleotide messenger RNA. Its product is annotated as eukaryotic initiation factor 4A-3. Lineage: Eukaryota; Viridiplantae; Streptophyta; Bryopsida; Funariales; Funariaceae. The record is from RefSeq and is a predicted model, not a curated record. Gene Ontology annotation, molecular function: RNA helicase activity; ATP binding; nucleic acid binding.
UUCCACUUGCUGAUGCGAGGGAGGGUCUUGCGGGGGGAGGGGAGACAUCACAACAAUCUCGGCGAGACCAUCACAAGACUAAGCUCUCUCAUCAGUCAGGACGAACUAGGGUUCCACUCGAUUGCAUCUAUCAAGAUUGCCGUAAUUUCGCUCCUUCACGCGAUGGCCGCUGUAACUGGGGGUCCGAGAAAUCGGAUGGGGCGAGAGGAGCUUGAGGAAGGGGAGAACCUUGUAUUUGAGACCAGUGCAGGUGUGGAGGUCAUUUCUAGCUUUGAUCAGAUGGGUAUCAGGGAGGACCUGUUGCGAGGUAUUUAUGCAUAUGGAUUUGAGAAACCGUCCGCUAUUCAGCAGCGAGCAGUGAUGCCUAUUAUAAGUGGUCGGGAUGCUAUCGCUCAAGCGCAGUCUGGCACAGGAAAAACCUCAAUGAUUGCCCUGGCUGUCUGUCAAAUGAUUGAUACUGCAACCCGUGAGGUGCAGGCCCUCAUAUUGUCACCCACCAGAGAGCUUGCUGCUCAAACGGAGAAAGUGAUCCUUGCUAUUGGUGACUUCAUGAACGUUCAAGCUCAUGCUUGCAUUGGAGGCAAGAGCAUUGGAGAAGAUAUCCGGAAGCUUGAGUAUGGUGUACAUGUGGUGUCUGGGACUCCUGGGCGAGUCUAUGAUAUGAUUAAGAGAAGGACGCUGAGGACUCGGUCAAUUAAGCUCCUGAUUCUGGAUGAAUCGGAUGAAAUGCUUAGCAGAGGUUUCAAGGAUCAGAUUUAUGAUGUUUAUCGAUAUCUACCCCCUGAAUUACAGGUUGUUUUAGUAUCAGCAACUCUGCCCCAUGAGAUUUUGGAGAUGACAAACAAGUUCAUGACGGAUCCUGUUCGAAUUCUGGUGAAACGUGAUGAGUUGACUUUGGAGGGAAUUAAACAGUUUUUUGUGGCCGUUGAGAGGGAAGAAUGGAAGUUCGAUACAUUGUGUGAUCUAUACGAUACACUUACAAUUACUCAGGCUGUAAUUUUCUGCAAUACCAAGCGGAAGGUCGACUGGCUAACAGAGAAAAUGAGAAGUAACAACUUUACUGUAUCUGCAAUGCAUGGUGACAUGCCCCAGAAAGAACGUGAUGCAAUCAUGGCUGAGUUCCGAUCUGGCACCACUCGGGUUCUGAUUACAACAGAUGUCUGGGCUCGUGGCCUCGAUGUACAACAGGUUUCUUUGGUUAUCAACUACGAUCUUCCCAACAACCGGGAGCUAUAUAUUCAUCGUAUUGGUCGCUCAGGACGAUUUGGGCGGAAGGGCGUGGCUAUUAAUUUUGUAAGAAGUGACGAUAUCCGAAUUUUACGAGAUAUAGAGCAGUAUUACAGCACUCAAAUUGAUGAAAUGCCAAUGAACGUAGCUGACUUGAUUUAAGGGGUCAGAGAGACGUAUUCGUUGCUCAAAAGAGGGGAUCCGUUUUUUCAGGAAUACAAGAAGUCAUCUGAUAUUGUAAAUUAGACUCCCAGAAAGCUUUAAUUAUAGUGAAAGAUUAGGACUCUUUUGAAAGCUUGUCUGUUUAAUUGACGGCAUUUCAACUUCUUGGUAUCGAAGUCACCACCGUCGUAGUGUUUUUCACUUACAAAAAAGAGAUCCUCUAAAGGCAAGCUGUUUCAAAAUCAUGCUCGCGAAAAUCGUAUUCUCUAAA